Canariomyces notabilis is the source of this 666-nucleotide messenger RNA. Its product is annotated as SRF-TF-domain-containing protein. The record is from RefSeq and is a predicted model, not a curated record. The transcript is spliced from 3 exons. NCBI's taxonomy places the organism in Eukaryota, Fungi, Ascomycota, Sordariomycetes, Sordariales, Chaetomiaceae. Gene Ontology annotation, molecular function: protein dimerization activity; DNA-binding transcription factor activity, RNA polymerase II-specific; RNA polymerase II cis-regulatory region sequence-specific DNA binding. Gene Ontology annotation, biological process: positive regulation of transcription by RNA polymerase II. Bases 1 to 666 code for a protein of 221 amino acids.
AUGGCCGACAUCACUGACCAACACGACCAAACUUCGCCAACCGAGCUCGACGAGCCACAUUCGGUCGGCAACGGCAACACUGGUGUCGGAGAAAAUCGCGGCAUCAAGCGCGCCCGUCCCAGCACGGCCGAUGAUGACGAUGACGAUGACGAGAAGGGUGGCCGCGAGCGCCGCAAGAUUGAAAUCAAGUUCAUUAGCGACAAGUCGCGCCGCCACAUCACGUUUUCCAAGCGCAAGGCUGGAAUCAUGAAGAAGGCCUACGAGUUGUCAGUCUUGACUGGCACUCAAGUUCUGCUUCUGGUCGUGUCAGAGACCGGUCUUGUCUACACCUUCACGACGCCAAAGCUGCAGCCUCUCGUCACAAAGGCGGAGGGCAAGAACCUAAUCCAGGCAUGCCUGAACGCGCCCGAGCCCCCCGCCGGGAACGACAAUGGUGUAGACGACUCCAACGCGGUUGACUCUCCCGAAGAGCCGACGAGCGCCCACCUGCCUCCCCAGCCCAACCGGCCGACGAUGCCGCAGGGACCCAUGCAUCCCGGCUACAUGCCCGGCGUCGGUAUGGACCCCCAGCAAGCGCUCGCCUACUCCAAUUAUGUGCAACAACAGCGGGGAGGGCAGUACAUGCCGCCAUCUGGCCUGCAGCAGCACGCCGGUCACCAGUCAUAA